AAUGGCCCCACAACAAGAUCAGCAGCAACAACAGCAAUUUGCUUUGCUACCAAAAAUCAUCAACGGCGGUAUUGCCGGCAUCAUUGGUGUAUCAUGUGUAUUCCCGCUGGAUUUGGUCAAAACUCGCCUGCAGAAUCAACAGGUGGGUCCAAAUGGCGAGAAAAUGUACAAAAAUAUGUUCGACUGUUUCCGCAAAACAUAUCGUGCCGAAGGUUACUUUGGCAUGUAUCGUGGUUCCGGUGUCAACAUCCUGCUCAUCACUCCUGAAAAAGCCAUUAAACUAACGGCUAAUGAUUAUUUCCGCCAUAAAUUGACCACCAAAGAUGGUCAACUGCCAAUGACUAGUCAAAUGAUUGCUGGCGGUUUGGCGGGUGCAUUCCAAAUUAUUGUUACCACCCCUAUGGAACUGUUGAAAAUUCAAAUGCAAGACGCUGGUCGUGUUGCUGCCCAGGCGAAGGAGGCUGGUAAAGUUGUGGAGAAAAUUUCCGCCACCAAAUUGGCUAGUCAAUUACUGAAAAGAAAAGGUAUUUUCGGCCUGUACAAGGGUAUUGGUGCUACCGGCCUGCGUGAUGUUACCUUUUCGAUUGUGUAUUUCCCAUUGUUUGCAACACUUAAUAAAUUCGGUCCACGCCGCAAUGAUGGUUCUGGUGAAGCUGUUUUCUGGGUUUCAUUCUUAUCUGGUUUGGCUGCCGGUUCAUUUGCUGCCCUCUUUGUUAAUCCCUUCGAUGUGGUGAAAACUCGUCUGCAGGCCAUUAAGAAGGCUGAUGGUGAAAAGGAAUUUAAGGGCAUUAUGGAUUGUAUAACCAAAACCAUGAAAUAUGAAGGACCCACAGCCUUCUUCAAGGGUGGCCUUUGCCGUAUGAUUGUGAUUGCUCCACUGUUUGGUAUUGCCCAAACUGUAUACUUUUUGGGUGUAGCCGAGGGAUUGCUGGGUGUUAAGAAAUCAUCUUAA
Musca vetustissima is the source of this 952-nucleotide messenger RNA. Its product is annotated as mitochondrial glutamate carrier 1-like. Gene Ontology annotation, biological process: L-glutamate transmembrane transport; aspartate transmembrane transport; malate-aspartate shuttle. Gene Ontology annotation, molecular function: L-glutamate transmembrane transporter activity; L-aspartate transmembrane transporter activity. NCBI's taxonomy places the organism in Eukaryota, Metazoa, Arthropoda, Insecta, Diptera, Muscidae. The record is from RefSeq and is a predicted model, not a curated record.